This is a messenger RNA of Bicyclus anynana (squinting bush brown), 1567 nucleotides long. RefSeq lists its product as uncharacterized. The transcript is spliced from 2 exons. The coding region runs from base 178 to 1347 and encodes 389 amino acids. NCBI's taxonomy places the organism in Eukaryota, Metazoa, Arthropoda, Insecta, Lepidoptera, Nymphalidae. The record is from RefSeq and is a predicted model, not a curated record.
AGACGCGCCGCUGAACGAGUAAGGCUGGUUUUACAGUCACGCCGCUAGACGCGCCGUUGGACAGCGCGCUGUUGGACAGCGCGCGUUUGAACAGCGGUGCACCAACUAGUACGGCGCUCCUCAAUUAGUACGGCGCGUUUCGCUGCUGUGAGACAGUCGUGUACAAACAGAUACAAAAUGAACGGCAAUGCGGUUAGAGUACUGGCUAUUUACUUUUUAUGGAAAAAAAGGCAACAAAAACGUCGAAGAACAGUAGGUGUUGAUCCUUAUAACGCUACAAGGUUACUGAGAGGCGAACACGUAACAUCUUUCUCUGAUUUACGAGAAAAUAGUUAUAAAUUUUAUAAAUAUUUUCGCCUAUCAACCAGCAGUUUCGACGAAUUACUGUGCAAGUUAGAGUUUUCUUUACGAAGAUCCAGCAUACGUCGCAUCCCCAUAGCUCCAGUGGAAAAAUUGGCGAUUACUCUAAGGUUUUUGGCAACGGGCAGUACUUUCUCCGAUUUAUCUAUCACAUACAGAAUGGGAAUCACUACUGUAGCUAAGAUAGUAGAUGAAGUUUGUUCGACUAUAUGGGAAAAACUGCGUCAUGAAUGUCUACCUGAACCAACUACAGAAAUGUGGCAGCGCAUAAGUGAAGAAUUUCAGUUAUAUGCAAAUUUUCCAAAUUGUUGCGGGGCGAUAGAUGGUAAACACAUACGUAUAGUAAAUCCUGCAGGUGGAGGCUCAAUGUUUUAUAAUUAUAAACAUUUCUAUUCUAUCGUCCUUUUGGCAAUGUGCGAUGCGAACUAUUGUUUCACAUAUAUUAACAUAGGUUCUUGCGGGAAAAACUCAGACUCUACAAUAUUUCAAGAGAGUUCACUAUUUCAAAAGUUACAGAACAAUAGUUUGAGGUUGCCAGGUGUAAAGCAUCUGCCGGGCACUAAUAUAACAGUACCACACAUAAUAGUUGGUGAUGGUGCAUUUGGUAUAUCCAACCAUGUGAUGAGACCUUAUGUGCGAUCCAACAUGACUCAUAAAAAGAAAAUAUUUAAUUACCGCUUAAGUCGUGCUAGACGGUACAUAGAGUCGACGUUUGGAAUAAUGUCCAACAAAUUCAGAGUAUUCCAUACUCCUAUGAGUGUCAGUUUUCCUAUUGCAAAAAAGAUAGUUCAAGCCUGUUGCAUAUUGCAUAAUUUUAUUAGAGUACGGGAUGGCUACAACGUUAAUCACACAUUAACUAUAACGGGAUUGACUGAUCUAAUUAACGACCCAGAUCAUAGAUCAGGAAACACAUUACGCGAUAUAUUCGCUAAUUACUUCGUAUCACCCACUGGUAGCGUGUCAUGGCAAGAUAGAUCUGUGUUCUGAUUUUAUAGUUGACACCUACCGCGAAAUUCAAAAAUGGAACGAAACGAAACGCAGUAAUAUCGUCGUGGCUUAUUUGAUUUACCUACCCAAUUAAUAUUUUUCACUAGGUGACCCGGCAGACGUUUAUGUUUUAAUGGAGGAUGGAGGAUUUCGUUUGUGCAACUAGCGGUAAACAUGUAUGUAACAAAAAAGAUUUUAUUAAUAAAUGUUUCUUACCUAA